Messenger RNA from Dovyalis caffra, 177 nucleotides. The record is from the annotation of a GenBank genome assembly. Lineage: Eukaryota; Viridiplantae; Streptophyta; Magnoliopsida; Malpighiales; Salicaceae.
AUGAAAAACACUGCUCGAUCGCCUAAGCGGCAGGGGAGAUUAUAUAUUGCUGAACAUAUCAUAGAAACGGCAAAACUGCUAUAUAGAGUUAUGACCUUGUGGAGAAAGAAGGAGGUCCCCGGCUGGCCCUAUGAAGAAAGAAAUGAAGCUCACAUGGCUAUUAGUAACGAGUUAUGA